AGUAGCCAUUUCCAGUUAUUUAAACGCUUCCAUUUCAGCCAAGUCUACCACGAUCUCCUUCGUUCUGAAGAGGAAUUUGUCGCUGAACUUCGCUCUUGCGUCGAUCAUUACAUUCGUAUACUCGAUGAUAUUCAAAUACCACCAGCUAUCGCCAAAGAAAAACAGAAACUUGCUCUCAAUCUCACAGAAUUAUACAAUUUCCAUGCAAAUGUCAUGCUCAAGGGACUCAAUUAUUACUCAGACGAUCCAGGAAAGGUCGGCCAAACGUUUAUCCGUUUGGAACGAGAUUUCGACCACCACGUACAGUUCUUCAAAGACCUUCCAGCGACAUUAGAACUUCUCGAACAACAGCCAUUCAAAGACUUCUUCCAGGUACUGUAUUCUAUUAUUACUACACUAUUCGCUACUACUGUAUUCUGCUGA
Molecule: messenger RNA, 423 nt
Organism: Cooperia oncophora
Lineage: Eukaryota; Metazoa; Nematoda; Chromadorea; Rhabditida; Trichostrongylidae
Source: the annotation of a GenBank genome assembly